GCAACGUAGAGCCCCCCCCUCCCUCUCCACCGUCCCGGCAAACCUUGCGAGCCGUUCGCCUUGGUCGCCAUAGCGACGUAGAGGCCUUGCCCGCCAGGCCCUAGCAGGCGGGCUUCCCGCCGCCGCUGCCCCGCCUCAAGCCGCCGGGAAGGCGGGGUCAGCUCGCCCGAGGGCCCCGAAAAAGAGCGGAUGCGGCGGCAGGCGCUUCCUUUCCUCCGCGCUCGGCCCUCCGACCGGCCAUGGCUCCCGCCGGCGACCGCGCCGGCUACUGGGGCCCGCCGACGUCCACCUUGGACUGGUGUGAGGAGAACUACGUCGUGUCCUCCUACAUCGCCGAGUUCUCUGUGGGCCUGGGAUCCUGGUGCUUCCACAUGACUCUGAAGUAUGAAAUGCAGCUAUUGGACGAGUUGCCCAUGAUCUACAGUUGCUGCGUUUUUGUCUACUGCUUGAUUCUCAAAAGAAACCAGGGUUUGCUGCGAGUUUCCUUGGUCUUUGUAGGAGGCCGGGAUCUGGAAGAUGGCUUGGGAAACCAGUGGGUGACCUUUGCGAUUGUGUCUCUCCACAGGGGGUUACGUGAGAGGCUGCCUCCGCUCGUGGGUGUGGUCACGCAGUUUCAUGCUUGGUGGCACAUCUUCACGGGACUCGGUUCCUACCUUCACAUCCUGUUCAGUUUAUAUUCCCGGACACUUUACCUGAAAUACAGGCCAAAGGUCAAGAGAAAAACAAAAGUUACGGCAUACAUAAAAGCUGCAGAGUCAAUAUAACAAUUGAGAAGAGGAUAUAAGGGCUUCCUGCAUCCAGAAAUCUAUUUAUUUUCUUUUAUUGCGUUGAAAGAUUUAUCCCAUUUAAUGUUUGCAUUUGCUCUUCCCAAAUUUGCAGAAUAAACAAAUGUCUGUUUUCCCCUUAA
Thamnophis sirtalis is the source of this 907-nucleotide messenger RNA. The record is from RefSeq and is a predicted model, not a curated record. Lineage: Eukaryota; Metazoa; Chordata; Lepidosauria; Squamata; Natricidae.